Molecule: messenger RNA, 1373 nt
Organism: Saccostrea echinata
Lineage: Eukaryota; Metazoa; Mollusca; Bivalvia; Ostreida; Ostreidae
Exons: 2
Coding region: 64-1050 (328 amino acids)
Biological process (GO): mitochondrial ATP transmembrane transport; mitochondrial ADP transmembrane transport
Cellular component (GO): mitochondrial inner membrane
Molecular function (GO): ATP:ADP antiporter activity
Source: RefSeq, a predicted model, not a curated record
GGAAACUUAAAACACUAAUGCUUAUACUGGAAAAGGGUAGAUAAUAACACAUUGAAUAGCAAUAUGGGUGACAAACCAGACCAGGACAAGAGCCCCAGAAAUCAUUCUUCUGAAAUCAAAACAUCAACGAAAACAGGGCCUGCAAACCGAUCUGGAGGUCCAAGUUUUGUAGCUGACUUUGCCAAAGUGGGUGCUUAUUCCUGUCUAGCUGUGACUUUUACUGCGCCUUUGGACCGUGUCAAGUUGCUGCUGCAGUGUCAGCAUGAACUGAGAAAGACGGGUCGUCUGUCCAAGCCCUAUAAAGGUGCUCUGGAAUGCGCGUUACGAAUAUACAGAACAGAAGGCUUUAUUCCACUUUUCAGAGGAAAUUUAAUCGCAUGUGUUAAGCCCUUUCCCGAACAAGCGAUAAAUUUUGCAAUGAAAGAAGCAGUAAAAAAAAUGACCAGACUUUCAAAAGAGGAAAAUGCUUAUAUAAAAUUAGCUAAAAAUCUCUGCGCUGGAUUUUUAGGAAGUUUUGCUACACUUGGUCUGGUGUAUUCACUGGACUAUUGUAGAACCAGAAUGGCGGCCGAUGUUUUACAAACAGGUAAAGAUGGGACGAAGAAGCGACAAUUUUCGGGUAUCAUUGAUGUGUACAGACAGACGAUGCGCUCCGACGGAAUUGUCGGACUUCAUCGGGGGUUCGUGGUGUCUUGUCUGGGUAUAAUUGUCUAUAGAGGCGCUUACUUCGGCUUCUACGACACUCUGUCUCCAAUGCUUUUAAAGACCGGUCAAUUCAAACUAUUUUACGCUUUUGGACUGGGAUAUGGAGUUACGGUCCUUGCUGGUCUAGUAUCCUAUCCAUUGGAUACGAUCCGAAGGCGAAUGAUGAUGACAAGUUGUGAACAGGUCAAAUACAAGGGUUGGAUAGACUGCGCCCGUUAUGCUAUCAAGAAUGAUGGAUUCUUUAGUUUGUAUAGAGGAGUUUUUGUGACUAUUGUAAAAGGCUUUCUUGGUGUACCGUUUCUAAUCGGCUACGAUGUCCUCAAGCAGAAUCGUUCAAAAUCUUAAAUCACGUUUGUGAUAUUUGUAUGUGAGUCUUAUGAGAGAAAAAAAAUAUUUCGGGAUAUAUGAUAAUAAAUACAUUUUCAAUCAAUGUUUUCAUGUGCUUUUUGAUAGUUCAAAUCAAGGAUAUUUUGAUGAGAGAGAAAGAUUCAUUAUGUUCACAUCCUGAUUACAUGUGCUAAUGUUACAUGUAAACGUUGGUAAGCUAUUAUCGUAAAUUAUAACAUGACAUGAUAAACACUGUUUCGUUUGGUCUUACAUGUAUAUGAUUGUUUUCAAUUUACAGUGAAGUAUUGAUGAUAUUAUUUUCGCAAUUCAACGAUCUUCUG